Molecule: messenger RNA, 488 nt
Organism: Boeremia exigua
Lineage: Eukaryota; Fungi; Ascomycota; Dothideomycetes; Pleosporales; Didymellaceae
Exons: 1
Coding region: 111-359 (82 amino acids)
Source: RefSeq, a predicted model, not a curated record
GCGCCAAGUCUAGACCACUUUAGCAAGCUCUCAUACUGACGGGAGAGCUAAGAUGGCCUGAGUAGUUCAGUCGAUGAUGUGUGCUUGUGUCCACUCUGGGUGCCUUCUUGAUGCAAGUAUCGACCAUAACAGCAUUCUUGCGCUUUAUCUCUAUCUCUGUCAUGCUGACGACUAGUCACUUUGCGAGACCCUUCUCUGCCCUCACUAUCACGUGUUCAAAUCGACACGAAAUCUCAGUUCAAAGUGUCUUUGGGUCUCAAAUUGUGCACCUCCGUUUGAGGUCUCUUGGGUUUGGUGAUAUAACAACAUCUAGGCUGCCGAUUUAUGGUUCCGUGUUAGAUGCAUUGAGUGGAACAUAGCAGCCAACAGCAUAUCGUAGAAUGUGGUGUGAUAUCGAUCAACACAGUAUUUAAUAGAAGAUCGAUGAAGUGACAAACAAACUGGUCUCAAUCCAGCAACCACAAGCAACACAUCGCACCCAGCAGUCA